Messenger RNA from Oldenlandia corymbosa var. corymbosa, 1208 nucleotides. NCBI's taxonomy places the organism in Eukaryota, Viridiplantae, Streptophyta, Magnoliopsida, Gentianales, Rubiaceae. The record is from the annotation of a GenBank genome assembly.
UAAAGCGAUGUCGUCUUCUAUUGCAAACUCGUUCGAUGAACAAGACGGUGGCUCGCCGGCCGGUUCGUCUCGUCCAUUCGACGAUGGUUACGAAGGUUAUGAUCCUCGCCUCUCCUCCCAGAGGUUUGAAUCUUUCUCAAAUUUUGCUGAGUCUGAGUCCGUCAAGGACUCCGAUUCCCCAGUUUUUACCUCGCAGGCUGCUCCCGAGGGUCAGUCUCCGCCUUCGAUCUACGUUUCCGAUAGUGGAUUCGGUGCUGAUGCUGCGGGAUUCGCUCAUGAAGCUGAUGAAGAGCCUUUAGACAGCGGCUUCGCUGCACCAAACGGACCAGUUCUGCCGCCGCCGUCUGAGAUGCUGCGAGACGAAGGCUACGCUCUUAGAGAAUGGAGGAGGGAAAAUGCCAUUAGACUGGAGGAGAAAGAAAAGCGGGAGAAGGAGGUGCUUGCUCAAAUCAUUGAGGAAGCAGAAGAAUACAAAAUUGAAUUCCAUAAGAAGGUGCAGAUUGCCUGUGAAACUAACAAGUCCAGCAACCGUGAUAGGGAAAAAGUAUUUUUAGCCGGACUAGAGAAAUUUCAUGCUGAGGCCGACAAGGACUAUUGGAAGUCAAUUGCAGAAUUCAUCCCUAAGGAAGUCCCAACCAUAGAAAAGAAGGGAAAGAAGGACAAGGAUAAGAAGCCUUCUAUCACUGUGGUCCAAGGACCUAAGCCUGGUAAACCUACAGAUUUAUCGAGGAUGCGGCAGCUUCUUGUGAAGCUCAAGCAUAACACUCCCAACCACUUGAAGCAUGCUCCAGUCCAAGUCUCUGCAAGUGCUAAGGAUACGAAAUCUGAAACUGCUUCUGCUUCUGAGCCUGCUGCUGUGCCAAUUUCCCGUGAGCCAGUGUCUGUCGCCUGAUUACUCCAUUAAGAUCGUUGCAUUUGCUUGGCAUAGAUUCAGAAGUUAUAGUCCGAAGUUAUAGUAGGGAGGAUGUCUCUUUGUAUAAAGUAUUUCUCAAACUGUUUCCUGCAUUGCUAUUUCAUUUGCUGUAGUCAGUGUCAUGCGCUCAUUAGUGGACGAAACUUCAAUAGUUUUUUGCUGAUUUAAACAUUCUUCCCCCAAUAAGCUUUAUUCUCUUUUUUUUUUUUUUUCAUUUAUGAGGUGAACAAAGUGGAUUUAUCAAAAUGGAACAAAAUGAGUAAUAUUUGUGAUUUCACCGAGUCACCAUAUGUAC